AUGGCUUAUGCCUUCCUUGUGGUUAGUCCACCUGACAUGAGUCAAUGCUUUGAGGAGAUGGCUGCUGCUAAAUCUAAUAAAACUUCAUCCAAACCUGGAUUGAAUUAUCCUGGCCUGGAAGAACAGACCCUUCAAUGCAUAUCUGGCAUUCGAUUGUUCACUGAUGUCUGGGAACCCAUAGAAGAAGGCCUUGUCCCAUUGGAUAUGACUCAGCAUGUUUCCAUGAUUUCAAUUACACUGUCCCCCAGAGAGCUGGACAAGCACACUCCCGGGUACCAAGCUCCAGUGUAUGUUGAACAACCAAGGCAACAGCAGGUGCCACCACCACAUCGCCAACCACGCAGACCACCAGCACAAUUCCAGCAGCUGGAAUUCUUAUGCACGGGGUCGAGGAAGAGGCGUGGGCGUGGAAGGGGCUGGGGUAGAGGUGGCUACGGUGGCUAUGGUGGAUAUGGAAACAACCAAGGUGGCUAUCAUCAGGGUGGUGGGUAUUAUGACAAUCAAGGUGGAGAUAAUGGCUAUGAUAAUCAAGACAGAUAUAGUGGCUAUGAUAAUCAAAGUGGGUAUGGUGGUGGAUAUGGCUAUAACCAAGGCAGAUAUGGGAACUAUCAAGUUGAUCCAGAAAAUGGUGGAUAUAACCGAGACACAGGAAGUGGUAUGCGAGGAAGAGGCAAUUGGGGUUACCGAGGAGGGGUGAACCAAGCACAAAAACAUCAGCUCAUGCUCAUGUGGUAUUUUAAGCCCUGCCUCUAUAUGGACGCCGGCCUCGCUUCCGCGGUCACCGCGCUUCGGACCUGCACCGAUGUCGCGCACGUGCUCGAGCAGUUUCGCCUCGCCUGGUGCAGCAAGCUCGCCCGGGACGCCCGCACCGUCGUUCCGUUAAGGACCUCUGCUUCGACCUAUUCAUCAUUAGGGGUGGAAACAGAGCUUUCAAUGCAUGCUGGAGGUGCGCGAUGUGAUCGAUAUUAUCCAUGCUUGAUAAAUGAUGACAAUGGUGAUGGCUAUGAUAUAUGGUCAAUAUUGUAUUGAUCUUUUUCCGAGUUUUAGGUUGUCAUGUUGUUUGCUGGAAUGGAGAUAUUUCAUUGUUCACUUGGUUCAUGUGACAGAGUUAAUUACCUUAUUUACGUGCUUUCUUAGUACCUUUUUUCUGAGAUUUGAGUUGUAAGUAACACUUCCCUAAUCGCGUUAUCAUUAUAACUCAAUGACAUUAUUAAAA
Messenger RNA from Zea mays, 1216 nucleotides. Its product is annotated as guanyl-specific ribonuclease pgl-1. The record is from RefSeq and is a predicted model, not a curated record. Gene Ontology annotation, molecular function: RNA binding. The transcript has 8 exons. Bases 1 to 1029 code for a protein of 342 amino acids. Lineage: Eukaryota; Viridiplantae; Streptophyta; Magnoliopsida; Poales; Poaceae.